Molecule: messenger RNA, 346 nt
Organism: Dicrocoelium dendriticum
Lineage: Eukaryota; Metazoa; Platyhelminthes; Trematoda; Plagiorchiida; Dicrocoeliidae
Source: the annotation of a GenBank genome assembly
AUGCUCAACCUGUUAUUGAUGUUCGGCGCAACGGCUAUUCUCUUCUUUCAAAAUAUUGUACCUACCGAUGCAAUCGGCCGAAACAGACUGGUCCAGCAGCCACAUAAUUCAGUUGCAACAUCACAACGAACAGACCAUCCUGCACACCUAAAACCGCAUGUCAGUGUUGUUGGCGGAUGGAAUUCACACCAUACGGAGCGAAAUUCACAUGAAGCUCGAGUUGAAGAGCGACAGGAGGAAUCUAAGGUUUCAUUUAUGCGUUUCGGUUAGGGUGGAUUCUACAGUAACGCUGGUUCCAUUAUAAACCGCCUUAUAAUCCUUACGGCUCUGUAUACACUGACUGUUU